This is a messenger RNA of Girardinichthys multiradiatus, 1478 nucleotides long. It is a transcript of the gene timd4, whose product is annotated as T cell immunoglobulin and mucin domain containing 4. The record is from RefSeq and is a predicted model, not a curated record. The transcript has 8 exons. Bases 57 to 935 code for a protein of 292 amino acids. Lineage: Eukaryota; Metazoa; Chordata; Actinopteri; Cyprinodontiformes; Goodeidae.
CCCAGUGACCCCCAGAUCUCCGUCACAGAGUCUCACUGUUCAGUCUCCAUCCAGACAUGCAGCAGAAACACUCGUUGGUUUACAGGAUGGCCACAGCUCUGUGCCCAUCGCCUCUCGCCUUCAUCAUCCUCCUCUUCGUCCUGUCAGGUGGACCCCCGGUGUCUGUCUCCUGUUUUAAAGUGACAGAGGGGGGCGUGGCCUCUCUGUCCUGCCAGUACUCUGUGAAGCGGUUCGGUCUGAGUCGGGUCUGUUGGGGUCGAGGCUGCGGGACCUUCUGGUGCAGCAACAUCCUGGUGCAGAUGGACGAGAACGGCGUCAUCUCCAAGGUUGACGACAGAUAUCUGCUCACCGGGGACAUCCUGGAUGGACAGAUGGACCUGGACAUCCUGAAUGUGAGGAGGACAGACAGCGGGCCGUACUGCUGCAGGGUUGAUGUGGACGGCCUGUUUAACGACAAGAAGGUGAUCAUGAACCUCAGAGUGGUCAAAGCUCCAUCCACCAAUCCUCCUCAUACAACUACAACCCCAGUAAUGACGACCGACCGAGUCACGGAGCUGAGAGUCACAGAGCUGAGAGUCACGGAGCUGAGAGUCACGGAGCUCUCCACAGAGCUGACCACCACAGUAAACGGGAGAACCCUGCUGUCAUCACAGCUGGACCUUCUGAGGAGGAACUCCACGCUGCUUCGCUCUGAUGCCAUCACUGUGGAGGAUCCUCUACCUUCGCUUUCUCUUCAGAUCAAUGCUCCCGUCCUCUCGCUCUCCCUCAGCAUUUUGCUGGUCAUCGCUGCAGUUUUCCUCUUCCUGGCCUUCAAACGUGGGAUCUACGGAGGUGCUUUAAAGUCAGGCUGUUUGUCCUCAGAUGAACCUCCUCACAUCAUCUACGAGAUCCGCAUGAGAAGACCUGUGCAGGAGAACAUCUACACUCUGGACUAGAACGUGUUACAGGCUAUGAAACCAAACAGCAUCUUUACAAAGACAGAACUGUAUAGAAGUCCUGAUCCAGCCCGUUUUCUUUGUAUUUUACUUCCAAUGAAUCAGACUCUUCCUUGGCCUUUUACAGUGGCUUUGAGAAAUAUUUCCCCAUAACUAGGUAAGAGGACAAACUCCUAAAACCCUGAAGGAUAUUCAGAGCCAUAGAAGAUUAAGAACCUAGAUUUUACAUGAAAAAGUCUUCUUGAAUCGUAAAUGUACAACAGAAAACAUUCAACACAAAAGGUUGUGAUCAGGUCAGAACUGCAUGUUAGAUCAUUCAUAGGAAGUAGAUGAGCUGGAAAAGAGCUACACUUUCUGGUUUACAUGUUGUUAAUCAUUUUUGGUUCUUUCAGUAUGAUCAUAUAUUCAAAAUAUGUGACGCUGUUGGUAGAAAAACCAGGCAAACGUUCCUAUGCUGUGUUAGCUGAUUAUUAUAAAAGUCUGUGUUUGUCUCAUUACUUUCUGUUUCAGAGUCAUAAUAAAAUAUAUUGAUGCCCACUUUUA